Molecule: messenger RNA, 861 nt
Organism: Talaromyces amestolkiae
Lineage: Eukaryota; Fungi; Ascomycota; Eurotiomycetes; Eurotiales; Trichocomaceae
Exons: 2
Coding region: 1-861 (286 amino acids)
Source: RefSeq, a predicted model, not a curated record
AUGGAGAAGGUUUGGUUCAAACUCCGCCAAACCGACUACCCGCCACCCCCGGAGAAGAGCAUCCUUGCAGGCAACGGGGACGACUCCAGCGCCCCAAUCUGCCUGGGCCACUUCAUCCCCGAUCUCAAGAGUAUCGACUUCCCCAUCAAUCCCGGCGCCAUCCUAGCCUUCCCGCCGCGCAUGAAAGUCUACCACACGCAUGCGCUGGAUUUCAAAUGGGACGACUCCAAGAAUUCAGAGACAGGCACGAACUGGAGCGGCGGUGUACCCAUUGCACCUGCCGCGGGUCUCACAUUCAAGGGUAGCCUCAAACUCACUUUUAAGAAGACUCUGAAGAAUCAUGAGGCGUACGAUCGGCUGGACUCGUACAUCGUCAACCCAAAUAGACGCUAUGUAGAAGAGUGUUUAGAGCAGAAGGAGUUGAAGAAAUAUCUUGGGGAUAAGAAGAUGUGGUCUAUGUUCAUGAUAACCGGCCUUAAAGUUGCGCGGGUAGGAACCAGGGAGGCCGAGAAGUCGAAGUACGUAGAGAGUGAAGCGGGACCAGAGGUCGAUUUUCCUACUGUUGCUACCGUAACGGCCACUGCGAAUGUUGUCCUUGAAAACUUACAGAAGACAGAAGGAACAUACGUUUCGGAGUUCAUCUGGGCUGUGCGGCUCGCCAAGGUACAUAAGGGACUGUUGAUGACAGACUGGUCGAUUGAGCCGUAUACAACUAAAGCAACCUUCACUACAGACAACCCAGGGGUUGUGAACGUUGCAGGUGUUUUGGAGGCCGAGGGGCUGGAAAAAUUUCAUGUUGUCAACGAUGAGGAGCUUAAUGAAGCCUUUGUAGUAGGCAGUGGUGACUGGGACGCCUCUUGA